GACUGUCCCUGAUUUCUCUGCCUUUUUAGGUUCCUCGCUGUCCUGUAUGCAAUGUGGAACUACAAGAGCCACUUCAUGCACCAGCCCCAGCUUUGCUUGUCUUCCCGGCUCUGCCUGUUUAGUUACAUACACCUCGUUUGAAGUAGGAGGCUACCCCUGGGCGCUGUACACCCUGACCUGCGGCCUUCAGAAGAUGUGCGGGAUAACUGGCACUGGCAGCCUUCCUGAUAAUGGGAGGGUAAGAAUGGCUACUUCCUGCUGCACCACCGACAACUGCGUCCCGGAUUUACCUACCUUGCCAGAGGUCAGCUCGGUGUGGAAUGGUUUGCUGUGCCCAUCCUGCGUGGAUGACAAAUCCACCUCGUGCACUGCUUCUAAGACCAUGCAAUGCAAAGGCAAUGAGACCAUGUGCGCUACCCAGACUAUGAAAGUCUCAGCCUUAUCAGUGUCAACAUCUUGUCGUGGCUGUGCCACAAAAUCCAUCUGUGACGUGUUCGGCGGUUCUUCUGAUGGGGUGUCUGAUGGAUUUUCCUAUACCUGCACUAGUGGAAACAUAAGUCUCAAAAAAAAAGCUUCU
Messenger RNA from Staurois parvus, 577 nucleotides. Lineage: Eukaryota; Metazoa; Chordata; Amphibia; Anura; Ranidae. The record is from the annotation of a GenBank genome assembly.